GAUUCCGAUAAAGUUUUGAAAAUCAAAAAUCGUGCAUGUGACAAGUGUGUUACAACUGUGAUAAUGGCAAACUUACGUGUACGACUUGAAUUUCCUGAUGGUGAAAAAUAUUGGCUUUUUAUUGAUUUAUCUAAAAUCGAGACAAUUCAAGAUGUCAUUGACGACAUUGAUCGUAAAUACUCUGUAGUCUGUGAAAAACUUUUGUUGGACGAUGCACAGUUGUAUUGCAAAGAAAGUGUGGGCAUUCUGCAAGACAGGGACUUGAUCAGGGUAAACUUGAGAACGUCAAAAAAGCGGAAAAAAGAAACAGAAGACAAUCAAAAAGUUAACAGUCUGGAACCAGUAGAAGUAGAAGGUUCUAAGGCAGAAGAGGUUAAAAAGUCUUCUCCACUUUCAAAGCCCAAAAAGAAAAAGAAAUGCAAAGAGGAUAAGGUUGUUGAAAAUGAAUCUUUUCGCAAUGACACAUUUACAAUAAUAUCUGUCAGCGAAGCACCAGUGAUAGAGAAACAGAAAAAGGUGAAGCAUUCUGCUAGGGAAGUUGAAACAGAAAACAUAGUAGUAGAAAAACAAAGUUGGGUAAAGGUUCCUGAAGCAGAGCCUGAAAUGGAAGUAACAAUAAUUGAAAACACAGCAGAAUUAAGUACAACGGAUAAAGAACCUUCGGCGGAAGGUGUUGCCAAACGCAAACGACGAAGAAAAAGGAAAAGCCAUCAUAAAGUUGGAGCAGUAGAUAGCAGUCUCACUCAAACUGUUGAAGCCCAACAAUAUUAUUUACCACCUGCACCCAAGGAGCGGCAACAUCUGCGUUUCGAUGAGGACUCUGAGGAUGACGCUGAGCCUGAAACUGGUAGGGCAGACAUAGUGACAACUGAAUUUGGUAAACAUGUGAAAAACGAAUCCAACGGGCUUGAUAGGACCGGUCGUCCGCCUCUUGAAGAUGCUAAAGCGAAAGGCAUUAAAAAUUUCUCAAAAGCUGGAGUAUACCAGAGCCCGUCCGCUACAAGCAGUCCUAUCGUGCCUCAAUUGGGCGCUUUACUUUCGCUUCGAUCAGCUGUUUUUUCUAGAAAUUCUAAUGAAAAAUCAGCUCCGCCUAGUUACAACAAUGUCCCACCACCGCAAAGUCUAACAUCCGAAGAAGCCGUUCCAUCAUCCCCUCGAGUAUCAGCUCCUUUGCUAGUGAAGGAGCCUCCAAAACUUGAUCCUACCGCAUUUCCAAUAAUCAAAGGACUUCCAAGAGUCAACGAUCUUAUCGCUUUCAAAGUAUUAGAAUUGUCGGAAAAUUAUAAUCCCGAAAUUUCCGAGUAUAUGCAGGGCCGAAUAACGCACAUGUCCGCUGAUUCCGAUAUCACAGUGCAGCUUCUUGAUCCCAAGCCCAAACGAAACACCAGAGGCAAAUUCGAGCUGAUUGAACUAGAUGAAGAAGAAUUCGAAGAGGAACCUGAAAUCGAGUACGAAUCCACCGUGACUUACCAAUGGAACCAGAUGAUCGAACCUCGUUUAAUUUUCCCCUAGCUAAACAUGACAUAGUCAACAUUUUCAAUCAGAUUGAGUGAAUGCAGAUUUUUUUCGAAUUCUCCUUUCGUUAAGUCCUGAUGAAAGAAAAUAAAACUGAUGAAUUA
Messenger RNA from Daphnia carinata, 1619 nucleotides. RefSeq names its product coilin-like. Gene Ontology annotation, cellular component: Cajal body. The record is from RefSeq and is a predicted model, not a curated record. Gene Ontology annotation, molecular function: U1 snRNA binding; U2 snRNA binding. Lineage: Eukaryota; Metazoa; Arthropoda; Branchiopoda; Diplostraca; Daphniidae. Bases 64 to 1512 code for a protein of 482 amino acids. Gene Ontology annotation, biological process: spliceosomal snRNP assembly. The transcript is spliced from 5 exons.